GCGAGCUGGGCGGAGGCGGCUGGGGCAGGAGCCCGCGGAGCAGGUGGGGCGACGGCCCCGCCUCCGCGUCCCGGCAGCACCAGAGCCGGCGGCGGCGAGGGAGCCGGGCGCACCGAGCGCAGCACCGAACGCAGCGUGGUCGCGGGGGCGGCGCCUGGAGCACGGCCUCUGCUGGACUGAGCCCCGAGCCAGGCGGCGGCGGCGGCGGCGGCGGCGGCGGCGGCGGGGACGUCGGCCGGGGCUCGACUCCUGUCCGGCCCCCGGCACGGCUAGCGGCAGGUGGCGGUCCGCGCGCGUGUGCAGGGCAGAAACCAUUCUCCUGGGGACCCUUCGUAAGCAAGAGACGCCGACGCUGUGACAUAUGCCAGUGCCACCACCACCACCACCUCCUCCUCUGCCUCCACCUCCCCCACCUUUGGGGGCUCCUCCCCCUCCCCCCCCACCAGCGCCCCCGGUGGGUACAGAUGCUUCCAGCUUGAGAAAGGCAGACCCCAAAGGUCGGAGCGCUCUGUUGGCUGAUAUCCAGCAGGGAACUCGCCUACGGAAAGUCACACAGAUCAAUGACCGCAGUGCCCCGCAAAUUGAGAGUUCUAAGGGAGGCAACAAAGAAGGAGGAGGUGCUGCAAACUCUCGAGGCGGAAGCACACCCCCAGCCCUGGGAGAUCUGUUUGCCGGUGGCUUUCCAGUGUUGCGUCCAGCAGGCCAGAGGGAUGCAGCAGGUGGCAAGACAGGGCAGGCCCCUGGCUCCCGGGCGCCUUCUCCCCGGCUUCCUAUCAAAACUAUCAGUGGCCCGCUUAACCCCCCUGCAUCUCCCAGGCUAGGCAAUGCCUCUGAGGUGCACGGCGCUGCCAGGACAGUCCCUCCUCGCCCCAGCAUGCCCGCCCCACCGCCUCCUACCCCACCCCCACCUCCUCCGCCCCUGCCCCCACCCCUGCCCCCUUCCUCCCCCACCAAAACUCCGCUGGUGUCCCCACCUGGCCCACCCACCAAAGGGAACCCCCCAGUGGCUGUACCCCCUCUCCCCUCCGUACCUCCCCCUCCCCCUCCCCCCCCUCCCCCAACUCCACCCCCCCUUCCCCUGGCCUCCGUUCUCAGUGACAAGGCAGUGAAGCCUCAACUAACCCCCUUGCACCUACCACCCAUCCCACCCCCACUCCCUCUCCUCCCACCUUGUGGGUAUCCAGGGCUCAGUGCAGAUGCUACCAGCCCCGCCCAAGAUGUGCGGGAGCCUCCCGCCCCACCGCCCCCACCACCCCCACCCCCUCUUUAUGCCUCCUGUACCCCGAGGUCCUCUGUGCCUGCGCCUCCUUUGCCAGGAGCUAACAACAGCAGUGAAGCCCCACCCCCGCUGCCCCCCAAGUCUCCCAGCUUCCAGGCCCAGCCACCCAAGUCCAGCGUUCAAGCCUUGCCUACACCUCCAGCCCCUCCGGGAUCCCAGACGUUCGUGCAGAAGAAGAGGCCCGGACGAGGCCCAGGGACCAGUGGGGGAAAGCUAAAUCCACCCCCAGCACCGCCUGCGAGGUCACCCACCACGGAGCUUUCCAGCAGAAGCCAGCAGGCCCCAGCCUGGACCCCGACACCGCAGCCGGGAGGUCAGCUGCGGAACGGAAGCCUGCAUAUCAUCGAUGACUUUGAGUCGAAAUUCACGUUUCAUACUGUGGAAGACUUUCCUCCUCCAGAUGAGUAUAAACCAUGCCAGAAGAGUUACCCCAGCAAGAUCCCCAGAAGCCGGACACCUGGUCCCUGGCUCCAUGCCGAGGCGGCAGGGCAGAGCUCGGAUGACAUCAAAGGCAGAAAUUCUCAGGGAAGACCAUUUGGUGCAACCUUUGUUUGCAGCUAGAAUGAAACGCUUACAGUUUCAAGCUCUGAAGAGUGAAAGGGGGAAUCCCCAUCACAUCCAGAAGCAAGGUUGACAACCCAGAACCCCCUGCGAGUCAUUCUGCAACAGUGCCCCCAAUCACCCCCCCGCCCCCAGUUCAUUCUUCCCUGGUUCCGAUGGCUUGGGAAGCCUGGAGACAAAACCCUGUGACGUGUAUCCAAUUGAAUUCAGAUUCUGUAUUGUCCAUAGAAUGCAGGGUAUCUUAGCGCACCCAUCGGGGUUUUUCUCCCAUUGACAAAAUAGCUUCUUUUGGCCAAAUUUAGUCACAGUUCAAGUCCUGGUGGCUAGAGGAAAGCUGGGAAGAGAACCAGACAGGUUCUUGUGGGAUAAGAGAGUCUUUGACAAAAUGCCCUCCUUCUCACGCAAAGCAGCUUGGACAGACUAUCUCCUGCCCCUGGGCAGAAGUGACAUCUCUCACUGCCCACAACAGGGUCUCAUCACUAAAGGCCCUUUAUCACUUUGCAAACAAGCAUUUGGUCCUGCCUUGGCCUCCUCCUGUUUCACGGUUCUGUGUGGCAAAGAGGGUGGCCUCCUGUUAAACUGGCCCCUUCUGCAGCCACAUGGGACAGCAUGGCAAGGGACGUGAGAAGGGGAACAAGGUCCUGGAUGCUGGGAUGAUUUCCUUGCAGGAGGACGAGCACCCCCUUUUCUAACCAACCACGGCUCGUCUAAGAAUUGUGAUAACCACUCAAAUGAUCACAGGCUCAAAACUCGGUGUGUGGUUGCAGUGAAGGGAAAAGUGUAUAUGCAUAGGACAAAAGACAGAGGGAAUAGACACAGAAUUAACAGGCAGGCACCCUGGGAGAUGAGAGUUGAUUUUUUACUUUCUUCCUAGCGCAUUUCUGCAAUUUCUGAAGUUUCUGCAGAGAAUACAUUACUCUUGUGGUCAGAAAAAAUAUAGUAAUAAUCUAAAUAAUAGCCCCCACAUUAUACAGUUCUUUACAUUUUUUCAGAUCACUUGCAUAUGUGAUCUCCUUUGAUCCUUUUAGGUACCUUCUGAUGUAAGCUGGAGAGACGCCUUUAAUGACAUUUUUUUUCAGACAAGGAAACUGAGCCCCAAGGGGCUAAGGAACUUUCCCAAGGUCACAUGCCCAGACUUCUGACUCCUUGUGUGGUGCUCCUCCCGCUGUACCUCUCUGCUUUUCCUGGUGUGUUCGAAUCACCAGGAUAGGAGUUAUCCUCACCCUCAGGCACAGCCAGAAUGAUUAACCAUGGUGCAGCGUCCGGUCUCUGGCCUCAUGGCAGGCACACACUUAAGUCACCAGAGCCCAUGAAAGUCUAGUCCAGGAUGGAUUGGGAAGUCUCUCUUGGGCAUCCCGUAGUCAAGAUGAUCUUCUUUUACGUCUAGCUGGACACGGUGUGAAUUCCUUUUCACUUCAGUGAGACAAAAAGCAAUCACCCGGAGGGAUCACAGGGUUGUAGAGAAAGCAAACUGCCCCAGGGGGCACUCUUCUUUUCUGGCUAGGAGGCCCCAGCGAUCCAUUCGAGGGUGGGAGACCUGAGCUGGAAAUCUGAAGGCCUGGGGCCCUCUCUCUUUCCCAUUGCCUUGUGUUGGGAUCUCCCAGAAGUUCCUGGCUUUUCUUGAGUUUCUGUCAGGUACUGGUGUUUGGUCCCAUAAAUGUCUAUAAGAUGGCAUUAAGCCUUCAUUUGCCAUCAAUUACAUGUCCCAUUUCAUCCCGUGUCCACCCACAACCCCCUUGGUAAAAAUCAGCCCCUUGCGUAUGAUGCAUCAGGCCCUGGCAGCCUUACGUGGAUGCAGAAAGGCUUUGGUGCCCAGUCCCAGGGUGGGUUGUUUGUGUGUGAGGCGUCUUCUCGGUCCACCUGGUAAUGUUCUUGUCUUUCCGCAGUUAUCUCUAAAGACCCUCCGGUGAGAAGGCAGAUGAAGCCCAUGUCCUGUGAGCCACCUGGGGUUCCAUACUGCCAGAUGGGCAUCCCCAGGACAACGUGUCUGUCCUCACCACACUCGAGUUGUAAUUCAGUUGACACACAAGCUCAGAGUGGAGCAUUUAUUUAUUGUAAAUACGUAGUUUGCACAGGCUUUAAGUCAGUAUGGUAGUCGACUUUUGAGUAAUUUAAACACACACACACACACAUUAUGUUACUCCAGUUUUUUUAAGACGCAUCUUGUCAUCCAUCUGUCGGUGCAGACAGAGCCCUGUCCCCACCCCGUGGUGUCCAUUCCAUGACUGUAAAUAUGCGUGCAGGCUGGCCCUUCCUAGAUUCUGAACCGUUUCUAGAAGAUUCCUUAGUUUGCAAGUAGUCCCGAAGUCGCAGUAUCCAUGACAGCUUCUUAUUGGCAUGAUUCUAUAUUCUCAUCGUACAAACCGCAAAAUCAAACCAAAUAAUGCCUUAGAAAUGAUGCAGCUCAGAGAGAGUAGUGUAGCCCCACACCCAGACAAUGCCACACAGCCUCCAGUGAACGAGAUGCCACGUCUCGCUUCCGUUUUGCAGUACAGGGAUUUUUUUUUUUUCUGCCUAAUGUAAAUAUAACGCAAAAUUAAGGCAAGAGUGGGCGUGGCCCCUCCAAUGCCAACCACAGGGCCCUUUUGUAACUGAAUGACCCUACAGUAGCCAGUGCUCUUUACCGUUUACAGUGCCCCUCCCCACCCACGUUCCCAUUCCUCCUGUCCCACGAAGCCCCUAGCCCCAGUCCUGGCAGCCAGGGUAAGGCGAGAUUUAUGAGAUUUUGGCAUUUUUUUCUGCAAGUUGGAAACAUACGUAACUCCUUAUUAUAGUCAGUUACAAAGUCUAUCUCAGAAAUGUUUUUGUUUUUUAUCUUUCGCCCCGGGAGCAGGAUUUCCACGGAAAAUAUGACACGAGAAAGUAUAGACCGAAGCAUGUUAGCAAAUACCUGCCUCACAUACCUGGUGCCUCACCCCCGCCCUUAGGGACCCUGGAAGCACCCGCCAGGCUUCCCUUCCCGUCUUCAGCUCCCUUCUGAGCUCAAGAGGACCUGACUGGUCUGAGAGCAAAUCCCCCCUUCCCUGCCGCAGGCACUUCUCUGUGGGGGAGAAGGGUGGAAGUACAGCGGCCCCGAAUAUGGAACUGGUCUGGACGGGCUCUGACUGCUGUUCUCGCACCCUUUUUCUUGAGCUGGGAAGAGAACAGAAGUGUGUUUUUGCUUGCACCUGACCCCCAAAUGCCCCCUGUUCUUGGAGGGGAAGCUAUACCAGGAGAAGGACAGAACAUAGAAGGAAACAGACUGACCCCGGGGUCUGUGCUCAAAACAGGUGGAGAUGAAAGGAAAUCGAGAGGGAGAGGCGGGCAGAGCAGUGGAAAAAUUAAUGUCCUUUAGAACAACCCUCUCAGGUGCUCAGACCUGAAGGACAGCGUGCCCAGACCGAGCCAUCCAAAAGAGGUUUCCGGUUAGGAGGGUUUUGGCAGACGUGAGUGCAUACACUCAGCUGUUGUCCAGAGUAAAGUGUAAGAUGGCGUCCUACAACUGAGCAAGGUCAAGUGCCCUUCUCUGGGGAAUCAAUCAUGCCAAACUGUAACUGCUAAAUCAAUGGAAAAGCAGCUUUUGCAGGUCAUUGGCUCUGGGCAUCGCCGAUUUGUUUUACUGGCUCCGGAAGCUUUCCAAAAGGUCAGAAUUUCUUUAUUAUAACGGCAUGCCCUCCGUCUCCCUCCCGGUUGCGUAAAAUAAUUACAAGGGUUUUAAUGAUCACGAUUAAGAAGGCCAAAGACAAUUCCACCUUCAGAGUAGACUGACUGCCCUGAUGAGGUGUUUAUACACUCAUGUUCCACGCCAGUGGGACAGAAAUGAAAAAUAAAGCCAUCAAGGACAGAGGGAAGGGAGGAGCAGAAACCAAAAAUUGCAAUUAGGGAGGAAUCUCAGGAAUCUGGCAUCACACCUCUCCUCGAGACCUAUCACUGAAUUUCACACCCUUCGAACUCACGUGGUGCCUGCCUCUGGCAGGACAGGUUAAGCCCCCUGACCGUAAACUUUUGCAGAGGCGACGAAUCACAGCACCCUCACUGCUCUCAAGCGUCUUGCUAACACUGUCGCCUGUGCCCCACCCCCACCCCGUGUUUCAUAUGUAUUUUGUAUUUAUUGAUGUGCCCUCUGCAGACUCCUUUCUUUGUACCUAAUAAACUUUAAUAAGUGGAAA
Molecule: messenger RNA, 5988 nt
Organism: Acinonyx jubatus (cheetah)
Lineage: Eukaryota; Metazoa; Chordata; Mammalia; Carnivora; Felidae
Gene: WIPF3
Product: WAS/WASL interacting protein family member 3
Exons: 9
Coding region: 362-1840 (492 amino acids)
Biological process (GO): Arp2/3 complex-mediated actin nucleation; exocytosis; endocytic recycling
Cellular component (GO): early endosome; recycling endosome; WASH complex
Molecular function (GO): gamma-tubulin binding; actin binding; alpha-tubulin binding
Source: RefSeq, a predicted model, not a curated record